Molecule: messenger RNA, 1576 nt
Organism: Aspergillus versicolor CBS 583.65
Lineage: Eukaryota; Fungi; Ascomycota; Eurotiomycetes; Eurotiales; Aspergillaceae
Exons: 2
Coding region: 179-1576 (465 amino acids)
Source: RefSeq, a predicted model, not a curated record
GUGUCCAAUAAAAUAAGAAUCGUCGCUCAGUCCUCAAUCUCUCUGGAAAUAUGCCACAAGCAGCUACCUGCAGCUUCAAAUCAGCAACCUAUCGGAGGAGUUCCGAAUCCUAGAGGACAGUCAAACGUAUAGCACUGACCAACCUCCGGCGUGCGGACAAGUUCAACUUGGCGACACUAUGAGUCGACUUGUCAGUCAGGUCCUCCCUGUAGUUGUCUUGGCCUUAAUUGCUUGGGCAGGUCGAUGGAAAUUCCGCAAGCAAUUCUUUUCUGGUAAAUCAGGCCGAGGUGCUUUUGCGCUCGCCGCUUUGCCAGGUCGCAUUAGGAUACUAGCACGGAAUCGAAGACAGUCUGAGUCCAGUUGGAUCGCAUCGUUUCAGUAUUGGUCGUCUCUACUAUUGUUGGCAAUCUUUGGAAUCAUUUGUCAGAGGGAUGAAAUCAGUCUUUCACUUCCUGCAUACUCUAUUGACAGUCUGGCAAAUGGAUCCAAGAGAUUAUUGAAGUCUACUUGCGAAAGCUUAAAGACUGUGCCAAAGGACGGCUUGUUCAAAUACCACUUUUUCUUGGUUGGAGGGGAGGAGGCACCGCAGCUCGCAGCUUAUGAUGGUGGCUGGGUUCCUACAAAGACGGCAGAUACUCACGUGAACACCGAACCGUGGAGUCAAAGCAAUGAAAGCCCUGGCCUGGAGUUGGAUAAUAACAAGGUUUUGCUCCAACUUUGUCGGGUUGAUUACCGAGGAAGAGAGCAUCAAGACACUUGGAUAGUGCAUUUGCCGGAACACAAGGAGGUACGCAAUCAUAGCCAAGCACUUAGCCGACUCGUUCAAGCAGAAAUUUGGGAGACAGCCAUUUUUACCAUUAUUAUGGCACUCGUUAUUAUCUACCUCUUGAAAUCCCCCACAGUACGUUUUAUAGUUAUCCUUGUCUUGGUCCUACUACUCCUUGGUCAUGGAAAGCUUUGGUGGGAAAUUCAACGCCUUGUCGUUCGUCUCCAUGGUGACUACCAAAACUAUGCUACGCUACAUUUGAUUCUAUGUAGCAAGGCAUCAAAAUUCCUUUACCCAGACAGAAACCCCGAAGAGUCUCAGUCGAUUCCGGACUUCCUUUGGGUGACAAUGGUUAAAAGCAAAGAAGCAUCUACUCAGGAAGGUGUGAGGGGAUAUACAGUCUGUGCAACAAGCAUAGUUGAAGUGAAAAACUACCGAGAUCGACUGUAUGAACGACACUUUCGCGUAGCCACGAUACCCUAUACCGGUGGCUUUGUCUGUUUUCUCUCUAUAUUACACGGCAUAGAGUGGUGCCUCACAACGACAUUAGUACCAACAUAUGACUUCUCCCAGCAACAUUUCGUUUUUAUCAGCGUGUGUGGUACAUUCAUGAGGGGCUUCAUUUCUAAGGAUCUAUACCCAUUUUUUGCUAUCACCUGCAUUCUCCUUGACUGUUUCCUGGAUUACACCGAGUUCAGACAUAACGAAGCUGUCUACGACACGUUUGGUAGGUUUCGAGAUAUGUUUUAUAUAAUAUCAGCCGUCGCAGUGUACGGGUGUUUGGUUGACUAUAUAGGAGUGGUAUUUUAG